Messenger RNA from Caenorhabditis remanei, 2217 nucleotides. RefSeq lists its product as uncharacterized. The coding region runs from base 1 to 2217 and encodes 738 amino acids. The transcript is spliced from 5 exons. NCBI's taxonomy places the organism in Eukaryota, Metazoa, Nematoda, Chromadorea, Rhabditida, Rhabditidae. Gene Ontology annotation, biological process: mRNA splicing, via spliceosome; spliceosomal complex assembly. Gene Ontology annotation, cellular component: precatalytic spliceosome; Prp19 complex; post-mRNA release spliceosomal complex. The record is from RefSeq and is a predicted model, not a curated record. Gene Ontology annotation, molecular function: protein binding.
AUGAGUGAUGACGAGGCAGCGGUGCCCGGAAACAAGCCGAUUCGGCUACCAAAAAAAGCAGCGAAAGUAAAAAAUAAGGCGCCAGCGCCACUUCAAAUCACCGCUGAGCAACUUCUUCGUGAAGCCAAAGAACGAGAGCUCGAACUCAUCCCGCCAGCACCAAAAACAAAAAUCACAGAUCCAGAUGAACUGAAAGAAUAUCAGCGAAAAAAGAGAAAGGAGUUUGAAGAUGGAAUUCGUAAGAAUCGAAUGCAACUGGCAAAUUGGAUAAAAUACGGAAAAUGGGAAGAGUCAAUUGGAGAAGUUCAACGAGCGAGAUCAGUUUUUGAAAGAGCUUUGGAUGUUGACCAUCGUUCAAUCAGUAUUUGGCUUCAGUAUGCUGAGAUGGAGAUGCGGUGUAAACAAAUCAAUCACGCCAGAAACGUGUUCGACAGAGCUAUCACUAUCAUGCCGAGAGCUAUGCAGUUCUGGUUGAAGUAUUCUUACAUGGAGGAGGUCAUUGAAAACAUUCCGGGAGCCCGACAGAUUUUCGAGAGAUGGAUUGAGUGGGAGCCACCAGAGCAAGCUUGGCAGACUUACAUUAAUUUCGAACUCCGAUACAAAGAAAUCGAUCGGGCUCGUUCGGUUUAUCAACGGUUUUUGCAUGUUCACGGAACAAAUGUACAAAAUUGGAUCAAGUAUGCCAAGUUUGAAGAACGAAAUGGGUACAUUGGAAACGCCAGAGCCGCAUAUGAACGAGCAAUGGAAUACUUUGGGGAAGAAGAUAUCAAUGAGACCGUACUCGUUGCUUUCGCUCUGUUCGAAGAACGACAGAAAGAACAUGAGAGAGCUCGAGCCAUUUUCAAAUACGGUUUAGAUAACCUUCCAUCUACUCGAACUGAAGAAAUCUUCAAGCACUACACACAACAUGAAAAGAAGUUCGGAGAACGUGUGGGAAUCGAAGAUGUGAUUAUCAGCAAAAGAAAGACACAGUACGAGAAAAUGGUUGAAGAGAAUGGAUAUAAUUAUGAUGCAUGGUUCGAUUACUUGAGGUUAUUAGAGAAUGAGGAAACAGAUCGUGAAGAGAUUGAAGAUGUCUAUGAAAGAGCGAUUGCUAAUGUUCCCCCACAUUCCGAAAAACGCUACUGGAGAAGGUACAUUUACCUUUGGAUCAACUACGCUCUCUACGAAGAAUUAGUGGCUAAAGAUUUUGAAAGAGCUCGUCAAGUGUACAAAGCUUGUCUAGAAAUCAUUCCACACAAAGCUUUCACUUUUGCAAAAGUCUGGAUUUUGUUUGCCCAUUUUGAAAUUCGCCAAUUGGAUUUAGCAGCAGCCAGAAAGAUUUUGGGUGUUUCCAUCGGAAAAUGUCCAAAAGACAAACUGUUCCGUGCCUAUAUCGAUCUGGAAUUGCAAUUGCGUGAAUUCGAUCGUUGCCGGAAGUUGUAUGAGAAAUUCCUUGAAAGUUCACCCGAAAGUUCACAAACGUGGAUCAAAUUCGCUGAACUUGAAAGUCUUCUCGGUGACACAGAUCGUGCUCGGGCUGUUUUCACUAUUGCUGUUCAACAACCUGCUCUUGACAUGCCGGAACUGCUGUGGAAAGCAUACAUUGACUUUGAAAUUGCAUCAGAAGAGCACGAGAGAGCUCGGGACUUGUAUGAAACUUUACUACAGAGAACCAAUCACAUCAAAGUUUGGACUUCGAUGGCUGAAUUCGAACAGACGAUCGGAAACUUUGAAGGAGCAAGAAAAGUAUACGAGAAGGCAAAUCAAUCUCUUGAAAAUGCUGAAAAAGAGGAGCGAUUGAUGCUGUUGGAAGCAUGGAAGGAGUGUGAGACAAAGAGUGGCGAUGAGGAAGCACUGAAGAGAGUUGAAAUGAUGAUGCCACGUAAAGUCAAGAAACGACGUCAAAUUCAAACAGAAGACGGAGUGGAUGCUGGUUGGGAAGAGUAUUUUGAUUACAUUUUCCCACAAGAUCAAGCCGCAAAAGGAAGUUUCAAACUUCUUGAAGCAGCAGCCAGAUGGAAGAAGCAGAGGGAAGAGGCUGCUCGUGCUGCUCAAGAAGAACUUGACAAUCCAGUACCAGCGAAAGACGAAGAAGAAGAUAACGAAGAGCAAAAAGAAGAAAAAGUCAGAGAUGGAGACAGUGACACCGAUUUGUCCUCAGAGACCAGUAGUAGCAGUGACAGUGAUUCGUCGUCUUCGUCUUCAGAUUCCGAUGAUUCUGAUGACGAGAAGUAA